Paramecium pentaurelia is the source of this 2089-nucleotide messenger RNA. The record is from the annotation of a GenBank genome assembly. Lineage: Eukaryota; Ciliophora; Oligohymenophorea; Peniculida; Parameciidae.
AUGUCAAUUAUAGAAAAUGAAGAAAUCCUUAAUAAUUAUAUGGUUAAAAAUUUAUAGAAAGGUAAAGAAAGAGAAAAUCAUAGUGAUUUCUAUGAUUAUAAUCCAUUAACUUCAACAUUUUAAUGUUAUGGAUGUCAAAAAUAAAAACCAAAAUAAGUCUCAUUAUUAUUAUCUAAUUAAAAAAUUAAAAAGAAGAGAAAGACAUUAGAAAUUUAUAAAAUGAAUGAUAUCAUUAUAAAACCUUGGCAUCCUUUUUUAAGAGAAUUUUAAAAAAUAUUUAAAAACUCAAUUACUCCUCAACAUAAAUAACUAAAUUAUUUAACAGAGUAUUAUAAACCAGAUAUUGUAUUAUAAUUAUAUGAAGUUAUUCGCAGAUUAAGAGAAUAAUUAGAAGAAAAUAUUAAAUAAAUUUAAAAAGGUGAAAUCUCAAUUGCACCCAUUCUUGAAACAUUAGCAAUAUAUUCAAUAGAUGAAAUUGAAAUCAAUUAUGAAACAUUACACAAUAGUACUAAGUCUAUUCAAUAAGAUUCUACUAGAAAAUCAUUGGCUAGUUCAAGUAUAAGAUAUUAAAUGUAAGAAAAGAAAAUCUAACAUUAUAAAGAAUAGUGGGAAAUAGUUAAAGAGUAAGUAGUAUUAUUAGAAUAGAAUAAUUCCAUAGGUUUGAAAUAAUAAAUAGAAAAUACAAUUAGGGCAUAGAAAGAAAUCUAAUAUUUAAAGAGUGUUUUGAAAGAAACUUAGGAUCAUCUUAUGAUAAUUGAAAGAGAUAAGGAAUAAUUAAUUAAAGAAAAUUACUUUUUAUUUCAAUAUGCCUAAUUAGAUAGACAUUAUUUAUUUAUUAGAAUUAUGGAAGUAUAAUAAUAAUCAUAUGUAGUAAUAUCCAGUAGAAUAAUUAAAAGAAACAGAUAUAUCUUAUUUUGAAAUCUAUCUUAAAGAAUUAGAAAAAGAAUAAGCUAAAUUGAAAUUAGAAAAUACAAAAUUAAAAAUUCAUACAAAUCAUUUAGAAAAGGAAACAGAACUCAUAAAAUAAGAAUCAUUUUCAUAAUUUUCUAAUGAAUUUUAAACUUAAGAAUAAAAAUGGAGUAUUGAAAAAAAUUAAUUAGAGAAAACACUUUAAUAAUUAAAAUAAGAUUUAUAGAUAAGUUAGAAAUUUGAAAAGGAAUUAAGGAUUCUCAAUUAAACAUUAUAAGGAGAAUAAGAUAAAUUAAGAAAAUAAUUAUUUGAAUAUCAAACUAGUAUGAACAAUAUCAGUCAUCAACAUUUAAUUUAGAGAUAAUAAAAUGAUUAAUUAUUAAAAUAGAAUUAAGAACUUCAAUAGACUAUAUAAUUAUUAGAAUAGUAAGCAAUAGGUAAUAAAUAAUAAUUUAAUAAAAUGAAUCCUAAUGAUUAAGCUUAAUAAUUAGCAUUAAUUAUUCUAUCUAAACAACAACCAAAUCAAGAAUAAAUUAAAUUACUUUAAUAAGUAUUUGGAGAAUUUACUGAUUAAAUAAUUUAGAAUUAACUAGAAUAAAAUUAGAAUGAAUAAGCUGAAAAAUUGAUUCAAUAAUUAUAAGAUUUAAGAAAUUUUAAAGAAAAACUUGAAUUUUAAAAUAGAUUAACAAAUAAAUAAAUAGAAGAAAUAAAAAAAGAAAUUGAAUAUGCUUUUUUAUUGAAUGAAACUUAAUAAUCUUAAACAAAAAUCGGUAGAAAAUUAAAUUAUGAUAUUUAAGAUUAAACUUAAUUUUACUAAUCUUUAGUAAGAAUUAAUGAAAUUUUGAAUAGUAAAGAAGAAGAUCUAUCAAAAUUAAAUAUCUUAAAAAGUUAAUCUCCAAUAAAUAUGAAAUAGGAAAUAUCUUAACUUCAUUAUUUAUUAUUAUUGUAAGCAUUAUCUUUAGAAGAGAUGAUUCUUAAUAGUGAAUAAAAUUAAACUGAGAAUUUCUCAGAUCAAGAUAUUAAAAGUUCUAAUGGAAAAGAAUAAUAACCUUCUGAUUUUUAUGCUAUAGAUGAAUAAGAAAUAGAGGAAAGUUCUCAAAAUGAUUAAGAUGAAGAAGUUGAAGAGAGUUCUAUCCAUCAACCAGAACCAUAUUAGGAAGUAGAAAAUUAAAGAAAAUGA